AUGGCCCCUGACAUGGGACUCGGGGUGGCCUCCUCGAGAUAUCAACGUGUGCUCCUCCUGAAAAACUGCCUCGCGAUUAUCUGCAGAGAUCGUCGCAAGUUAUCACAGCAGGCGAAGUCGAAAGACGCCCAUGUUGACGGUUGGACUCUUUUCAAGAGCUUCGUGCGUGAGAACUCCCAAUGCUUCUGGAAUCAGUGUCUGGUGCAAUGCGUCCAGUCGCUGGAAUAUCGCGGAUACAUCGUUCCGACCACAAUCCUCGUGUCAGGAGGAGAGUACUCCUUGGAUGUUGUGCGUUCAGCUUGGGCUCGCAGAGCGUUGAGACCCCCCAUUGGAUACGAUAUUCUUCGUCUAGGAGACAUAACCGAAGCUGAAAUGGUUCGCGUCCUGCAAACCCAGUUCGCGCCAUUGGCUGAAGCAUUAUGCAAGGCGGUCUUCGACCUCACAAACCGAGGAGAUGUUGCCACCUUGGACUCACUCACAGUGGAGCUCAUGAGGACUUACCCAGGCAUGGAGAAACCACCUAGUGACAUAGUUUACAAAACUUUGGGCACACUGAUCCGAGAGCGACGUCUCUACCACACCGGGAACGGCUACAGGGUUGCGGAACCCGAACAGUUCAUGAAAAGCACUCCCACUUUGAAAAGAGCGAGUCUUCUCACGAACGGAGUCGACGCAGCCAAGCAGUGGACUAGCCAGCGUGUUCUGAAUUCUUCGAGUGGAGAAUCUCGUCAGAGCACGCUGGAACGAUCCGCAUCGAUGAGGUUGCUGCGCGAGAGAGAUCGCGAGAAAGGACUCUGUCGGAGCGCCUCGGUGAGACUUUACAACCGGAGCAAGAGUUCCCUGAACGAUCAUCCCGAGCACCGGCACCUACAGCAAACACAGACUCCUCAGCUAGCUAAGCGUGACAGCCCGAAGCGGUCUUCUAUGUUCUCCAGGUUCUUCCGCAAAAAAGAGAAGAGCUCUCCGGAGAUCGUAGUUGUCUCGACGACGGCCACGACUCAUCACACAUCGACGACUUCUUCGUCAAGUUCCGGUUCACCUCCAACAUCGAUGCCGAAACAGAGACUGAGCUUCGCGGCUCAAUUCCCGCCCGUAGAUUGGAGGGAUCCAGAUUACGUGAACUUCCACUCGCGGAGUACGCAGACUAAUCUCGAACCAGAACAGACUCAAGUUCAGGAGACGAAGGCAGAGAUUCCCUCGCGAUCUCUGAGUUUGGCCCGGCAUUGUACGGCGAAACAGAGUUCGUGUUGCAGUGACGGCACACUGGAGGACAGCGGAACAGAAAUGCAUUCUAGACGAAGAUCCUCUUCCAGAUCGAACUCCAGGUCCAACCGGAACCGCAGACAGUGCUCGGAGGAGAUUUGUUGUCGCCAUCGCAGUUCGUCUCCGCCUCGGCGGAAAAACCAGGUCCGAAAGCUUCCGGCUAUGAGUGACGUGAGUCCGUUGCAGCUACGCAAAACUCAUCCACGAUAUCUUCCUGCGCCGCCUAAUGGUUGCAAGAUUCCAACACUGCCUCCGUACCCAACGAGUGGCUUGUACAGGCUGAACAGACCCCCACUAUUCCCCCCCGCACCGCCUCCGAACACCGACCUCUACCGUCAAACCGAACGAUUCAGACAACACAGCAGUGUGCUCUUCCACAGCACAGACGAAGAUUCGCCACAGCUACCCCGAAAGGCCAUGAUUUCUACAGAGAAGGAAAUAAAGGGUCUGACCGCCGCUGACGGUAAGGCCCAGGUCAACCAGUUGAUAACGGCAUCGCCUAAGAACGGGACCAUAAGUCACACAACGACGGUCACCAAUUCUAUGGAGAACGCGAACAAUUUGAGAAACUCCAGGACCCAGCUUCCCAGGUACACCGGUAACGCCUACUUGCGUUCACUGAACAACGUCUUGCCGAAAGAGAAGUGUACGACGACGACUCGGACCACUACAACAAUCUCUGAGAAAAUCGAUGGCACGACGGUACGCGAAAGUACCGGGUCCAGCUCAGACUACAAAUCAAUCGUUGACGUGAACGUCGUCACCGAUGUUGACGGCAGAACUGUGACAAACAUAAAGACGUCAGUGUGCGCUUCGCCCAAGGAGAGUCCGACACCAGCUGCGAAGGUGGAAAAGACAAAACCUGAGUGCAGCAAGGCCGAGGAGAAGGCGAACUCGGACACCGAUCUGGAUGUGGUGGACCCACAGCCCAAGGAGCAAAAGAUCACGUUCUACCCCGAAGCCAACACAAAUGCGUCGACGGGCGGAAAUCUCUCUGCUGAUGAUUCGGGCUUUCUUUCUACCUCGCCUCAGCCCCAAUCGUUCGUGACGGCUUGAUCAUAAAUUAUUCGAGAACCUCAGCCGGUAUGCCCAUCACCACGAUCAUCCAGAAAAUCAGCCACUGUGACUUUUUUCACUCCACCUGCAUACAUAUGCCC
Galendromus occidentalis (western predatory mite) is the source of this 2420-nucleotide messenger RNA. RefSeq names its product Stork-head domain-containing protein knockout (gene ko). Lineage: Eukaryota; Metazoa; Arthropoda; Arachnida; Mesostigmata; Phytoseiidae. Gene Ontology annotation, cellular component: nucleus; cytoplasm. Gene Ontology annotation, molecular function: RNA polymerase II transcription regulatory region sequence-specific DNA binding. Gene Ontology annotation, biological process: regulation of transcription by RNA polymerase II. The coding region runs from base 1 to 2319 and encodes 772 amino acids. The transcript has 12 exons. The record is from RefSeq and is a predicted model, not a curated record.